AUGGCAGCCCCUCCUCGACUUACGCUGCGCAUUUCUGGCUUGGGGCAUUCGUUGACGAUUCGGGAAGAUGCGUCGGCGACCGUGGACGAUUUGAAGGCUCGGAUUUCCCAAACGACAGAGAUUCCGCCGUGUUACCAACGGCUGUUGGCGCGUGGACUGAGUUUGGAAGAUGGGCAUUCGACGCUGGACGAUAUUGGUUUGAAGGAUCGUACCAAAAUCAUGUUGCUGCAUUCGCCAGAAUAUGCGCAAGAAAAGGAAGGAUACGAAAAGCUGCAGGCAGUAGCCCAGGAAAUUCAAGAAUUACAAGACAAUAUUAGUGACAACAGUUUGCAACCCAAGGUUAUUUCCGAGUUGGUCACGCGGAUAUGCUGCAAGCUAGAUGCCAUUGAUACGGCGGGAUCUGCGAAUUUGAGAUUGCAGCGAAAGGAAUUACUACAAAAAGCGGAACGCUUGGAAGCUGACAACAGCUAG
Molecule: messenger RNA, 471 nt
Organism: Seminavis robusta
Lineage: Eukaryota; Bacillariophyta; Bacillariophyceae; Naviculales; Naviculaceae
Source: the annotation of a GenBank genome assembly